Yamadazyma jaroonii is the source of this 1218-nucleotide messenger RNA. The record is from the annotation of a GenBank genome assembly. NCBI's taxonomy places the organism in Eukaryota, Fungi, Ascomycota, Pichiomycetes, Serinales, Debaryomycetaceae.
AUGUUCGAUAACACCAUAUCUAUACCAUUAGUGAUAGAGGAUAAGAAUGGUAAAACCAUUAAAGAAUCUUAUUUGAAUCUAGGAAUAAAAUCUAAUGGAGGAUUUGAUAGAAUUGUCACUGGAGCUAUUCACGAAGGGACUUAUAGAUUCGAAUUGAGUAAAUCAAUUGUACCAUCGAUACGAAGUUAUAAAGAUGAGAAAUAUGAUGAUACAAAAUGGGAAGAAGCGGUGGAUCAGCUUCUACUGUACGACAAGUAUCAAUGUAAACGGGAGGAUUUGAUAAUGACAGCAAAAUUUGUCAGCGAACAGAAGAAUUAUGAUGAAGAUGGUGAUUUGGUAGAAGAUUUUGAAACAAUUAACGAUUAUAUAACUAUCGAUAUCAAGACCAAGGGGACUUUGAGUAGAUUAUAUGGAAGUUUCCAAUUGAAAGAAGUCGAUGAUGCUACAGAUUUACUUUACUGGUUAAAGGAAAUUGUGGACAUUAAAGAUGAAAUGUUAAAGAUGUAUACUAAAAUCAAUGAUCAAUAUGAAUCCCUAGUUCAAGAGCGUGAUGAUUAUAAGAAGGCUUUGGAUGACAACAUUCUUAAUCAUGAUAAGAUCAUCAGUGAUUUGGAGAGAAAAUUCUAUCUUGUUUUGGAUAGUAAGAAGAAAAAGAUAAUACAGUUGACACUGGAGUUAAGGAAAGAUGGAAGUAUUGAUGGAUUGAAUGAAAUUUAUGAGGAAUCACAAAAGCACAAUCUAGAGAAUCUUUUGAAAAAUAAGGAUAAAUUACCCACUAAACUUGAUGAUAUAUAUGUAUCCCCACGAAAGAGGAAAGCAAAGAUGGAAUCUUCACCCAGGAAAAAGAAUCGAAAUCUUACUGAUGGUGAGUUGACAAAAAAGAUCUUGGGUAAGAAUCUGGAAGAUGAUGAAAUGGACAGUUCCGAAUAUGAAGACGAUGAAGUGAAUGAAGAAUUGGAUGAAAAAGAGACUGAAGAUAAAGUAAAGGAAGAAAAUUCAGAUGAAGGGUCACAAAUGAAAAUUAAACAAGAGAAUGAAGAGAGUCUAACACAAAUGAAAGACGAAAAUGAUUCUGGUGAUACAAUCUAUAGUACAUCAGAAGAUGAAGCUAACAUUAAGUCUGAUAAUAUUGAAGUUCAGGAAGAGAUACCAUCCGACAAUAUUGAAGUUAAAGAUGAGUCCCUAUCGGAUAAUACCAUAUAUAGUGAAUCAGAUUAA